Amborella trichopoda is the source of this 3814-nucleotide messenger RNA. RefSeq lists its product as uncharacterized. Lineage: Eukaryota; Viridiplantae; Streptophyta; Magnoliopsida; Amborellales; Amborellaceae. The record is from RefSeq and is a predicted model, not a curated record.
UGCAAGUAUGGUACGAGAGAGAGGCAAGCUUUAGGGCUACUGCCGAUACUUUUGCCGCCACAAUUUUCCCCAGAGCUCUCUCUCUCUUCAAACAAUGGCGGAAAAUGGUGCUUCUGCAAACUGUGAAAUGAUGAUGCAUCCAGUUUUCAUCAACACUAGUAUCGAUACCCACAUAACCCUGCUCAUCUCUUCUCAAGAUACUGUGGAGGAUCUCAAAAGGAAAUUAAGCAAUGAACACCAUCUUUGUUUCCCUGAUAUAGGAGAAAUUACGAUUCAUGCAUUAAAGAUGAAAAUGGGUUCACACUUGUAUCAAUUACCAAAUUCCAUGAUGGUUCAGCCAUUCUUUCAGGGGAAGAAAGGAGCUUGGUUUCUCUACAUAGAUGCUUGUCCUGUGAACCCAGUGAAAUCUGUAGUGAACUCCAAGGACCAUCUCUUGAGACUAGAGAACGGUGAGGCUCAACAAAAAUCCAGUUUGAUCUGUUUUAGGGGUGAUGCCACUGACUCUCUGGACCAUGUUUCAAAAGGGACGGUUGCUCCUUCUAGUGAAAGAGAUUACCUUAGAUCUGAUAAGGCUUUUACCCAGUCCAGUAACCAUGCUGAGAACCCCACUUUGCUUGAAAAUCCAGUUUUUGAGAAUUUACCCCUAACCCAAGUGAUCAGCAGUAAUAUAAAAGACAUUCAAAUUCAUUCUGCCAUUUUCACCAACAAUGAAAGAGAAAAUUCUAUUGAGGCUGGUGACAAUGUCAUGGUUGAUAAGGUAGAAAAGGAGCCAAUGGAGAAGCGAAACACAUUACCUCAUGAUCUCCAGAGUGAGGAACAAGGGUCCUUAGUUCAGAGCAAGAAAAGGCGCAAGGACUCAUUGACUAAAUCAGAUGACAUUUUGGAAAAUACUCAAGUUCCCAACACUAAUUCUAAGAAAAGGCGCAAAACUAAGAAAGAAAUCGAAGAUGGUGUCGGGAAUGGGCAUAAAGAAACUGAGGUGGGUAAUGACAGGGUUAGCAAAGAGGCACCUGGUUUAGAGAGAAAUGCCAUUUUAGAUGCUUUGAAAGGCAGUGAUAACAUGGAGAUUACGCCACUAGAAGAAUUGUCUGAUAGAAUGGUCAAAGUGAAGAAGAGGAAAGAUAAAGAGUGUAAUGAUGAAGUUGGGGAUGGAGCUAAGGAAACUGAAACAGUGACUGACAGAUGUAUUAAUGGUGCAAACAGAACUGUCAAAGUUAAAAAAACGAGAAAGGAACCAGCCAAUCAUCAGGAAGCAAAGGCUAAUGCUUUGCCUACUGUUUCUUCUCUAGGAAAUGGUAACACUAAGCAAGAAGAGAAAAUAAAUCUGGAAAUGAACUUAUCUGAAAAUUUAGAGAGAGAGAAUGACUUUGAUUAUUCUGGAAUGAAAAAAGUUAGUCUAGACAUGAUUUCUCAGGAUACAUUAGAAAGCAAUUCCAAGAACAAUUCAUCAAGCGUUCUGGAUGAGAAUAACAGAGAUCCACCAGAAAGUCCAAGAAUGUCCACCCAAAAGGACAGUCAUCAUCAACUUGACAUUGUUAGUCGUGCCACCUCAGACUCUUUUGCCAAUUCGGGUGAUAUUGUUCUUAGCCAGGUAAAUAGAGGGAAAACUUCAAAGAUACCUGUUAAGGUUAAAGAAAAGAAGCUUAGGAAGCCAAAGGACAAUCAUGUUGAUCAUGCAGAUGAAGAUCUCGGUGUUCAUCGGGAUCAUGGGCCAAUGAAAGACAACGAGAUUUCAUCAGGUGUCAAUAAAAUAGAAAACAAGGCUCCAAAUUUCUCAAACAAGAAGCUGAGAUCAAAGAAGAAAGAGUUAACAAAGCCUGCUGUGUCUGCUCUAGGAAAUGAUGGAAUUGAUCGAGGAGAGAAAGAAAAUAGUGUAAUGAACAUUUCCAAAAAUUUGGAGAGAGAGAAUGACAUUGAUGUGUCUCAGGAUACACUACGAAACAAUUCCCAGAUCAAUCAGGGGGAUCUUCCAAAGAGUUCUACAAAGUCCUCUCAGAAAGAUGGUCAUCAUCAUGAAAUUGUCAUUGGUGCUGCCUUAGAUUAUUUUGCAAAUAAUUCAGGUGAUAUGAUCUUUGGCGAAGUAGAAAAUAAAGCCGAUGCUUUAGGGCAACCCAAUGAGAAAAAAAAUAAAAAGCCAAAACAACAAAAGGAUAGAGGGGAUGCAUUAAGGCAACCCAUUGAGCUAAAAAAUAAAAAGGCAAAACAAGGCGAGGAUAUCCAUAAAUUAGAUAAUGAAGCUCCAAAAUCAUCAAAGAAGCAGCCAAGGAAAUCUAGGAAGGAAGCAGCUACAAAUGAUACAAAUGAUUUGGAAUCCUUGCAGCUAACCCAAGAUUCUGUGAAUUUAGAGGCUGUGGUUACUGGAAGUAAAAGUGUAAGGAAACCAAAGAACACUCAAGAUAUUAGGCCUCCAAAAAAUGAUAGUUGCUUCGAUGUUGGUGAAACUAUCCAUACCGAUCAGAGGGAUGAAACUGAAAAAGAUAUGUUUGCAUUGUCGGAGACUGAAAAGCUCAAGAAAGUGACUUCACAUGAAAUUUCAAAGAACCGAUUGAUGGGGUCUAAGGAAGAAGCAAAAAAGAUGGUAGAGAAAGAGAUUCCACAAUUAUCUGAAACUUUAGAAGCCAAGCAGAUUAACUCAAGGAUGCUCGAGUCUAGUGUGAAAAAGGGAUCACCCAACACUAAAGUUAUUGAUGAUAAAUACCAAAAUGCUAAUUCUUUAGAUUGUGACCGCCCUGGAACUGGAAGUAUGCAUGUGUUAGAUAAAGUGAAUUUCUUUGGUCGCACUGCACCUGAAGGAGGUAGAGAUAAAGUUGUUGGUAAUGCAAAAAAGGAUACUAGAAAAGAACACUUGAGUAUUUCUCGGGAUGCAGCGGUUGAUUCUAGUGCAAGCACGAGAUCCUUGCCUGACGAUCUUGACAGAAACAAAGGGAGGAAAAAGCUUAUCUCCGAAGGAAACCACCGUUAUGAGGUAAAGGGAAAUGAAAUGAAAAGUUCAAAGCUAGUUUCAAGCGAGCUAAAGUCUAAGAUGGGUUCUUCAGCCAAAUCAAUUUCACUUUUUAGGAAUGAUGAAGAUGAUGAUGAUGAUGAUGAGAGCUCUGAAGAGGAAAGUGAGUCGGGGACAUCUGAAUCUUCAGAUAAUUCUUCUGCAUCAGUUGAUUCAGAUGACCAAGCCCACAAAUCCUUGCAUACAUCAAGAUAUGGGGAAUCUGCUGACGUAAACGAGAAGAAAAGGGAGACUGUUCAAAAAUCUUAUAUUCAAGAAAAGACCAAAUAUGCAGAAAUUGUUGCUAAGACAAGCUUAAAUGACAUCUUGAAAACUACAAGUGGCCGCAAAAAGGCUCAGAGUAGGCUACCCAAUGCUGAACUUAAGGAUGCCAAAGGUGUGGCCCUUGAUGAUGUUAUGGCUUCUCAAGGCUCUUAGCUUCUUCGGUUUCUUUAUACAGAGGCGUUGUUCUCACUUAAGAUAGAUACAUGUGUUGGUGUUGAGCCAAAUUUUGGACCUCUGAGAUUGGCUUUAUAUAGUAAUCUGUGUAAAUAGAGAGAAAACGUUCUGGUUAUUUUGGACUUUGUUGUUUCAUUUAUUGUCUUCAUUUUCUUUGUAUCAAGGUAGAUAUCAAAGACAUGUUUUGUGUCAGUGUUAUAUGGUUGUCCUCUUGGCUCUUUCCUAUUAAAGGGUGGUGACAAGUUCAUAUGGUUGUCCUCUUGGCUCUUUCCUAUUAAAGGGAGGUGACAAGUUCAAAUUUUGACUCUUGUUCUAUAAUAUUUCUAUGGGACAAACUGGGAAAAGAAAUGAUAUGAAAUUGUGUCUUUUUGGACU